CUUGCGGAGGAAGCUCUGGUGGUGCGGGUAGCUGGGUGAAGAAAAUGGAGGGGGCUGGGUCCAGACCGGAGCAAGGGGGGCAGGUGGUUUGGCUUUAGGGUUCUUGGCUUCAAAGUUGACCUUUGCACCUUUCAAUGUGCAGUUCAAGAAAGGAGAUUAUUCUUUGGGGGGGAUGGUUGUUGUGGCGGGUGGCUGUUCUGGGCUCCUGUUGCCGCAAGCCUUCGCCCUCCACUGCCCACAAUGCCCACAAUGCCCACAAUGCCCACAAUGCCCACAAUGCCCACAAUGCCCACAAUGCCCACAAUGCCCACAAUGCCCACAAUGCCCACAAUGCCCACAACGGCGACAAUCAUGGCCCGCAACUAACUCUACACCUCGGUAGACAGUGAGCGGUGGAUGGCAGAGUGAGGUAUAAGUAGUCGUCGUAUAGGAG
Amorphotheca resinae ATCC 22711 is the source of this 433-nucleotide messenger RNA. RefSeq lists its product as hypothetical. The coding region runs from base 135 to 389 and encodes 84 amino acids. The transcript has a single exon. Lineage: Eukaryota; Fungi; Ascomycota; Leotiomycetes; Helotiales; Amorphothecaceae. The record is from RefSeq and is a predicted model, not a curated record.